UUUCUAUGACCAAGUGUAUGUCAAAUUUUUGACUUUUGUUGUGUGUACAUGUACAUUUUUAAUUUUGUUUUAUUUCCAAUUAGUAUAUUUCAAAAAGUAUAUUUGUCUAUCAAUUACUGUUCUUAUUAUAAAUUCAUUAUUCUAUAUCAUUGGAAGCGACAGAAUAUCCAAUAGUUUCUCGUGGCUUGCAGGACUAUUUAUACUCCAAACAAUGGCAUACAAUCCUGGUUAUGGCCAACCACAGUACGGCGGGCAACCACCAACUGGCCAAUUGGAAAUGGGUCAUGGGCCAUAUCCCAACGUGCCAGUGGGAGGAGGAGUAUCUCCCCAAGUGCAGCAGUGGUUUCGAGCUGUUGACAAAGAUCAAUCUGGGUUUAUUACUGCUCCUGAACUAAAAGGCGCUUUAGUGAAUGCACAAGGGCAAUCUUUUUCAGAUACUGCUUGUAACUUGAUGAUUGGUAUGUUUGAUAAAGAUCGUACGGGUACCAUAAACGUGGAAGAAUUUGACAAACUGUAUACAUAUGUAAAUCAGUGGCUUACAGUAUUUAAAACAUAUGACCUCGAUCAGUCUGGUCAUAUUGAAGAACAUGAACUUACCAAAGCGUUGUCACAAAUGGGUUUCCGGUUCACACCAGAAUUCAUAUCGUUCUUAACAAAAAGAAGCGAUCCAAAAGACGGCAGGGUGUCUGUUGACCAAUUCAUCGUGCUCUGUGUUCAAAUACAACGCUUUACUGAAGCAUUCCGAGUCCGUGACACUCAACAGAACGGCACUGUAACUAUUGGAUUUGAAGAUUUUCUAAAUGUGGCACUGAGUUGUUCUAUAUGAGGUCGUUUUAAAUAGAUAAGAUUAUAAAUAUUACAAGUUGCAUUGCUUUUCUAGUAAGAAAUAUUAAUUAUUUUGUAUAAACUUACAAGUUUCAUGUUGAGGUGAGAUCUUAAUAUUUACGGAAUAGUACAUUUUAUCGACAACAUUACAGAGCAAAUCGUAUUAUGAGUCGUGCAUUGCACGAC
Achroia grisella is the source of this 1011-nucleotide messenger RNA. It is a transcript of the gene Pef, whose product is annotated as peflin. Bases 212 to 826 code for a protein of 204 amino acids. Gene Ontology annotation, molecular function: calcium ion binding. Gene Ontology annotation, biological process: COPII vesicle coat assembly. The transcript is spliced from 5 exons. The record is from RefSeq and is a predicted model, not a curated record. Lineage: Eukaryota; Metazoa; Arthropoda; Insecta; Lepidoptera; Pyralidae.